GAGGCUUUGGUUUUAUCUCCUUUGAUAGCGAGGAAACUGUUGAAUAUUUGCUUGCUAAGUCUGAACUUACUUUUGAAAUUGAUGGUAGACGGCUUGAGAUUAAAAAGGCGUUACCCAAGCAAUCUGAAUUACUAGCUCGCCGAAGUGAGCUCGACUAUUACAGUCCUCAUGGCCCCGUUCUCCGCCAGAAAAGCGAAGACAUCGAUCGUGGUCGCGGUUACCGUCACUGGGACCCUCGAGAAAGAGACAAAGAUAGGGGCAGGGAGAGGUCCAGAGAAGCAAGAAAAGAAAGAGCAGACGAAAAAAAAAGGGGUGGUGGCAUUGGGAGGGAAAGACGCCGAGGAUAUGAACCUGUACAUGAUUACGAGAGGGAUUAUGGCCGUGAAAGAGGCUCUCGAAGAAGUAGAAGUUUGGAUAGGGUACAUACCCUCUAGAGGAAGGGAAAAGAGCUACGAAGUUGACGACCAUUAUAGAAGCGCCCACUAUUCCACACACGGAGAAAACUACAUUAGGCGUGGCUUAUCCCCUGAUAAUGUUCAUAGAGCUGGCCACACUGGUAGGAGUCGCAGGGACAUUAGGGAUUAUGCGAGCAGCGACCCUUACGGUUACUACAACGGGGACACUGAGCGCGUCUCGAGAGAAUUCGGUCGGGAGCAAAUUGUUGCUAAUGAAUACAGCUUCAGAGAUUCAAAAGAGUACUCUACAGUUACUGGUUAUCCUGCUUAUAAAAACUUCGAUAGCUAUAAGGAAAGCGAUACUAGUAGAGCGACUGAUCCCUCGCCAUUUUCCAAGAACAUUAGGCCCGGUGAGCUUUUGCCUUAUCAUAAUAGCAUGCAGGGGGCAUCCGAUAAUAAGAACGAAUACUCUAGCAUAAAUAACUACGACCGGAGCCAAUUUUUAGAUGUUCCGCCAGCUAAAAGCGCUUAUGACAACUACUACGACCAGUCUACGAGCAAGUCUCAUUCCUCCUUGCAACCAUAUAGCAGCUAUGGCACCAGCAUUGGUGCGGGUAACCCGCCAUCAAGACAAGCCCAGCAGCUUCCCGUUCAAAGGCAUCCGCCCCCGACUGCUCUUUACCCUCCGACCACUAGUUACCCCCGGCCCUCUGCGAGUGGGUACCAAGUGCCAGGAGGAAGCAGCCACUACCGAACUUCAGCCCUUGACAUGAGCAAAAUGACCUAUCGCCCUUACAAGCCGUACUGACACGCCUAGCCUUUGGAGAGAAAAGUUUUAACGACGAAUGAGUUGUUAUUGGCUAAAACUUAAAGUAUUACCGAUCGUAUACAGCAGAUUUAAUAAAUGGGCCUUAGGUUGUGUGAACUCUCG
Molecule: messenger RNA, 1326 nt
Organism: Zophobas morio
Lineage: Eukaryota; Metazoa; Arthropoda; Insecta; Coleoptera; Tenebrionidae
Product: RNA-binding protein Musashi homolog 2-like
Exons: 2
Coding region: 169-1203 (344 amino acids)
Biological process (GO): regulation of gene expression
Cellular component (GO): chromatin; nucleoplasm
Molecular function (GO): RNA binding
Source: RefSeq, a predicted model, not a curated record